Messenger RNA from Dermatophagoides farinae (American house dust mite), 3162 nucleotides. NCBI's taxonomy places the organism in Eukaryota, Metazoa, Arthropoda, Arachnida, Sarcoptiformes, Pyroglyphidae. The record is from RefSeq and is a predicted model, not a curated record.
UGUGUGUGUGUGUGUGUGUUUGGAAAAGCCGAAUUAUUACCAUUUUGUUUCGGUUUGAGCCAUUGACUUUUUUUUAUAACAUUUGUUAUUUCAACCAUGGAUUGAUUGCAAAUAUUUCCUUUGUAUAAUCAUCGUAUGAUCAAAAAAAAAAACAAUCAUAGUACAACUGUAACGACACCGGUAAGUUGCUAUUGUGAUUUGCUAAUCUAAAAAAAAUAAAAGUGUCCAUGCAACUUUAUUUAUACCACGCUUUUAAUCGUAAAUGGACAAUAAUUUUCAUUUUUGAUUGACCUAAAUUCAAUUUGAACAUUGUGAACAAAACAACAACAACAACAUUGAUGUGAACGUAACAGUUUGAAAUGGCUAUUUGAUUUGCUUCUUUAUGGUAAAAUCGAUCCAUUUUUCCUACAUAUUUAUUUACUUGUUUAUCGGUUUAUAAAAAACAAGAUUAUAAGUUGUUUCUCACCACCACCACCACCACCGCUAUCGUCAUUAUCAUCAUAAUCGAUUGAUAAUUGCAGUUAUGAUUGUAAUUGUAAUAUGAUUUCCUAUUAUGAUAACGAUUCCUUUUUUAUUCAUUAAAAUCAUUGGAACGGCAAAAGAAAUAUUCUCAUUGAUGGAAAAAUGAAAAAGUUCUACAUUUAAAACAUUUACAAUGAAUCAUUUUACACUUGAUUUUGGCUUUGCUCGAAUCGAUUGACAUUCACGGGUGAUUUAUUUUUUUACGACACAUCAUUUUAAUUGUAUUUUACUGUCCACUAUUGGUUUUAAUCGACAAAUAUUUGCUUUUUAUUUCUUCCAAAAAGCAAAUUUAAGCUCUGCUGUUGUUCACAGUAAGAUGAGAUAAUUGCCGUAGGUGAAAAAAAGAUGAAGCUACGCAACAACAAAAAAAAAACACUUUGUACAUGAUCAUCAUCAACAAUACCCGGUUCAGAUGAUGAUGAUCGAAACAUAGAAUUCAAGUUCACUGAACCGACCGAUGGUAUAAUGAUGAUGCUGAUGAUGAUGAAAAUUAUCAAGUGCAAUCAUCGACGAUUAUCUUUGGUCAUCAUAUCAUAUUAUCAUAUUUUUGUCAUGAUAUACAUAAACCUAAACCUAUCCCAUAUUCAGAAUUUUGUCCAUACAUCAAUUGGUUUUUUUCUCUCAUCCCGGUCUCUGAAUAUAUAUUUUUUUCUGGCUGUGAUAUCCGUCCACCUUUUUCAUUAUUAUUCUCUUUCGAAAUAUUUUCAAUCUUUUCGCUUUCGUAUUCGAUCUGGUCAAUGUUCGCUUGUUUAUUAACAACAACAACAACAACAAAAUGGCUACAUAUCAACUGUUGCCCACCUCUUCAUCAUCAUCAUCAUCAACAUCAUCAUUACAUUCACAUCAAUCUCAAGCUCCUGUACAGCAACGAAAAGCCUUAUCGUUUACGAUAUUGAUCUUGAUGGUGGCCACGGCUACAUUAAUCACGAUAAUCCGUUUCACAGUCAAUCCAAAUCUAAAUGGCCAAACAUUUGUACAACCAACAAAUGCUUUCGCCAUUUAUCGAGCUCAAAUGUUGGCUGUCAAACAACAGCAGCAGCAACAACAACAACAGGAUAACCACCAAAAACGUCCAUCAUUGGAAUAUUCGACCUCUGACCGGCAGCCUGAUAGACCUGGAAAACAAAUACCAACUGGCUCUCAAAUCGAUGGCCAUAAAUUCAAUACUGUUCUAUCUAGGGAUAAUCCUACAUCGAUUCAGGUAGUCAAUCUGGACAAAAACAUCAAUAUGAAAUCUGAACACGUGAAUGAAAAAACGAAACCAAUGCCAUUACAAUCAUCAUUUCUCAAUUCUAAUAAUGCCAACAUUAUCCCUUCAUCAUCAUUGGUUCAAGAUUUAAAAUUAAAUUCAAAUCCAAUUCAACCAUACUCAGUAUCGCCAUCUAGUAAAAGUGUUACUAGUCUUAUGGCUGAUCAACGUUUCGAGAAAGAUUAUCGCGAUGAUCCAGUAACCAUGAGUACCACAGGUUUAAAUCUGAAAAAAUCUCGGCCAAAACCUAAAGCCAUUUUUGAUCGAAAUGAUUUAGCAGAAACAGAACGAAUGAGCAUCGAUAAAGAAGAUGGCUGUGGUGAAGAAAAUGGAGCUUAUGCAGAUCUACUUGUUCUGGUCAAUUCUGCAGUAUUCAAUUUCGAUGCUCGAUCAGCGAUCCGAGAAACUUGGGGAAAAUUUGCCGUUGAACGUGGAGCAUAUUUUUACUUUCUUCUUGGAUCUACAGAAGAGCAACAAAUUCAAGAAUUAGUUGAAGCAGAAGAUUUUAAAUAUGGCGACAUACUUCAAGGAGCUUUUUAUGAUGAUUAUUAUAAUUUAACAUUGAAAACGAUCACCAUGAUGCGAUGGGUUUCACAAAAAUGUUCAAAAAUUCGUUACGUAUUGAAAGUGGAUGAUGAUAUGAUGAUGAAUAUGCAGCAUGCAUGUGAUUUUACUGAAAUCAAUCCCAAUUUUCAUAAAGUUAUCAUUGGAAAGUUGGCCAAAAAAUGGAAACCACAUCGAUACAAAUCAUCAAAAUGGUACGUGCCAUAUGAAGCAUAUAAUCAGACAUAUUUUCCCAAUUUCGUAACGGGACCAGCUUAUUUCUUUACCGGUGAUGCUGCAAAACCAUUGUAUGAAACAAGUGUAAACAAAACAAUUCCAUUUUAUUUGGAAGAUGUUUAUAUGACCGGAAUUGUUGCUGAAACGGCUGGUAUAAAACGUUACAAUCAUGCAAUGAUGCGUAAUGUUCAUCUUAAAUUGGAUAGCUGUACUUAUCCAAAAAUUAUGACAAGUCAUAAACAUAAACCGAAUGAAAUUCGUGAAUUAUGGAAAUCAUUGUAUAGUGGACAGAAAUGUAUCAAAACCAAUACGGUUACACGUACAACACCUAAAUCAAAGAUUAUCAUUACCAAUAAUACCAACAUUGGUAGUAAAUCCGAUCCUUCAUCAUCAUUAGUGGCCAAAAAUCCAUCGAAAUCAUCAUCAACCUAAGAAGCUUCUUGUAAUUUAGUCAUUCUUUUUUGCUAUUUUUUUUUCAUUCGAAUAUGAAAGAAAAAAUUAUUUAUUGAUUCUUUUUUCAUUAACAUUUUUUUUCACACAUUCUCUACCAUGAUAUGUUUCUGUAUGUGUAAAUAUAAUUAUAAUUAAAUAAAAUUUUCAUAAUAAAUAAA